Messenger RNA from Oncorhynchus keta (chum salmon), 1215 nucleotides. RefSeq names its product TOG array regulator of axonemal microtubules protein 1-like. NCBI's taxonomy places the organism in Eukaryota, Metazoa, Chordata, Actinopteri, Salmoniformes, Salmonidae. Gene Ontology annotation, cellular component: cytoplasmic microtubule; cilium. The transcript has 2 exons. The record is from RefSeq and is a predicted model, not a curated record. The coding region runs from base 409 to 831 and encodes 140 amino acids. Gene Ontology annotation, biological process: microtubule cytoskeleton organization. Gene Ontology annotation, molecular function: microtubule binding.
GUGCUAAUUUUAAAAUGAUAUCAUAAUGAACUUGUGUUAAAAGCUACAAACAGAUAUGGAAAUGAGUAAAUACAUAAAUAAAUACAGACAGUUCAUAGAGAGAUAGAUGUCUGCUGUCAACCCAUAGACAAGAUGGCAGCCAGUGAGCCAAAGGGCCAAAUAAAGAACCAGGCCAGAUUGCAGCCCCUGUCCAACCCAGAGCAGGACCUGACUAAGACCUUCAAGCUGCUCCACUCUGCCUCUGAUGACUGGUGAGCAUUCACUGUCGACAAGACCAAUGGAGCUAGGCUAAAGGAAGCACAGUGUAGUGUCCUUGGAAAUGUAGAUUUGAGCUACAGAGCGUAGAAACUUCUGAAAUUAAGAGAACAGAGUCCUAAUUGAUGAACAUCAUUAUAAGAUUUUUGGAAAAUGUUGUGGAAAAUGCUUACGUUUCUUUCACUAAAUUGCAGGGAGAAGAAGAUCGAGGGCUUGACCUCUCUCCGUGUAAUGGCUCAGAACCACAUGGACAUACUGAUGCCUAAACUCCAUGAUAUCUGCCUUGCCAUUAUAAAUGAGGUGAAGAACCUGCGCUCUGCAGUGUCCUGUGCUGCCAUGGCCACACUGGGUGACAUGUACGUCCACCUCCAGAGGGCCAUGGACAGUGAGGUGGAGGGGGGGACGCGUGCUGCUCCACAAAGCCAGCGAGGCCAACGCCUUCAUCCGGCUGGGCGCCAACAUUGCCCUGGGUCACAUGGUGCAGAGCUGCACCCCUACCCGUGUCAUGAAUGCCCUGCUGGUCGGUGGGCUGAGGUAAAGAGGGAGAGGGGUCAAUUAACACUCACUAAGGGGUAGAUCCGGACUUCCACGAAUUAUCCCAUUAUCCAAUCCUCAAAAUUGAGAAGAUUGAAAUACUGCUAGUUUUUAAUUAACUGCCUUUUUCAUCAGCAUGCAAGGUUAUUCCACAACACUUCCUGCAGCAACUCACCCCAACGCUAGAAGUCACAUUUUAAUGGAAUCAGAUUUUUUUGUUAUGUCUUAUACUUCCUUGUGUUGUGUACUUCUUAUUUUACCAUUGCGUUACUUAGAUUAUUUUUAACCAUUGGUGGAGAGGUACUGUCUACUGAUGUGUGCUAGCCUUUGGGGAGUAACAAGUAAUUUAUAAACCUUUAUGAAGUGUAUAUAUAGUGAACAUUUUAGAUGAGCGGCUAUUAGUAAGGCAUUUGAGGUAUUAGUAAG